AUGCUACCAGAGAAGGUUGGCGGUACCGCCCUGCGGCAUACAUUGCAAAUCGUGGGAUCCUUUCACGACAUUAUUGCAUACAUUUUCAGUUUUGCUCAGCUAGGAAGUGCACCAGGCUGUUUGGAUUACAGAUGUCCUUCUGAACAUCUCACAGCAGACUGGGGAGGGACUGAGCAGAUUGGAAUUGAACUUCUUGAAAUACAGAAAAAAAUAGAUAGCCUUCCAAAUUCCUCAGAUCCAAAGAAGGUGUCUCACAUGCUGACCAUGCUCAAAGAAGUGAAGUUUCUUCAAUUUGAAGCAGCAGUGAGAUAUUCAAUGAGGGAAGCAUUUUUAUCAUCUGGAAAUGUUUCUGCAUAUCAGAGUAUUACAGACAACAUUUACCACGCAUUGCCUCCCAUGAGUAAUGCAGUUUUUGGAAGUGCAUUUGCUUCUCAACUCCAAAUUCCACAGCUAUUAGAUCCACAUGGGGAGAGAGCAUUAAUGCUGUUUCCCUGGAGGACAUUCCUAGCAAAAGGAGGUCUAUUUCCCAACACCAUAAGUAACCUAAAUCCCAUCAAUUCUAGUAUGCAGUUAUGCCUAUGUGGUCUGAGCAAUGAGGAUCAAAAAGUAGCUCAUGGAGAGCUGAUUGGGAUACAGUUUGUAAUGGAAGAUGUUCUCUGGAAUGCCGAAAUUCUGACCGACCACCAAGAAGUGCAAAAACCAUUCAGAAAGGUUUCAGCAACAUCAACAGCUGAAGCAAAAGGAAAAGCUUUAACAGCACCAUCUGAUACAAUGACCUCAUAUGCCUUGCAGAGAUCAUAUCUGAUACGAUGGAAGCAGCUGGAAAUGUUAAAGGCAGAAUGGGGAAGACUUAAAUUGAAAGUUGAGGAUAUCAACACAGUUCCUCUGUAUAAGCAGUUUUCUGAAUUGUAUGAAGCUGAAAUCUUUCAUGCUGCAAUGAAAUCCGUAGCCAGACAUUGCGGUAUAGAGGAUGACUAUGAAGAAUAUGGCACUAUCCAACCAUGUUCGUUCUUCCCUAAAGAAGUUUCAAAAAUUGAUGUAAUAACACACCAGUUUCAGAAACUUUUGGAAAAUGUAGAAAUACAUAUGAUCCAUGAUGUACAAAAGAAAAUUAACAAAGAAAUAACACUGGUUUUAUCUGAAAAAGCAAGAGAAGAGAGGCACCUCCCCACAGAACUCUGGAAGCAUCACAGCAUGCAAGAAAUGUUCUCUGUCACAAGGCCCGAAAUAGUUGAAUCAUUUAUACAGAGGCUAAUGGAAGAUCAUCAAGAAAUUAAUGCAGAGAUCAUCUUUCAAAGGGACCACUUUAAAAAGUGCCUCACCUCUCUAGCUUGUGAUGUCAUGGCCAGAGAACGUAGCAACUUUGAAACCUACUCCAUGUUCUAUGAAAAUCUGCUCCGUCGGCAACAUCAGCUACUAUAUCAAAAAGAACAGGAAGUGCGCGUCGUAGAAAACAACACAGGAGCUGCUGAAGUGGAUCUAAGUCAAAUAGCUAGACUGAGUCAUGAGAUGAUUCUGGAAAUAACUGCUCUGCGAGCCAAAGUAACUGAUCUGCAAAGAGAAGAUCACAACAUCAAAGAGAAGAUAAGAAAAGAAGUUCAAGAGGAUUAUGAAGCAUUGGUACAAAAUAUAUUUUUGGUGUGUCUGCAAAUAAAAGGGAAAGUAGAUGAAUAUCGUCUAAACAUGAACAAACAAAUGUCAGAAAUCAUCAGUGAAGUGAGAAAAGAAGGUGUGGAGAAAAUUAUUAAUCUGAAGAAAAAGUUUGGAUCUACAAAGGGUAACAGUGCGGUUGAAGAACAUUUGGCUCAGCAGGGGAAGUUGCAGGAACUACGGGAUGAAAACAGUGAAUUGGAGAAGUUGUUAUGCAAACUGAAGGUCUUAAAGUUCUGGAAAGAAACAAUGCAAAAAGCACAAUUUUUGAGAACAUUGCAAGAAGUAGAGAAGGAGGCUAUUCAGAAUAAAAAAGAGUGCUUGCAAUCCCAGAUGAAGGCGGAAGAUGAGGCCAUUUUAUUUAAUCAUCAGUUGAGAGCUGUAAAGAAAGUCUUGGCAGAAUCUCAGACCGAAAAUAAAAGGCUGAAGCAACAACUAGAGAAACAGGAAUAUUUACUUCAAGAAGCAGAACGUAAGAUUAAUCGAGAAUUUGGCAAAAGACAGCAAUUAGAUUUGAUUAAGACAGCAAACUUGGAUAAACUGUUAGAAAACCUUGGAGAGAGAGAAGUGAAGUUGUUGAACCUGACAGAAGAAUCAGAAAAAUCCUCUAAAACAAGACAUCUUCAGGAAGCCAAGAUGAAGAAAGAAAUUCAACAAAUAAGAAGCCAGCUGACCCAGGAACGCAAUUUAAAGCUGAAUGCUUUCCAGAGGAUACAUGAGCUGCAGUGUCAACGUUAUGACUCAGAAGCUGCAAUUUCCCAGAAAUGUUCCCCUGCAGUUACAAGAAGCUCUGCUAAUCUUUCAUACAUUACCAAAAGCAAACCUUACUAUUUUCCAGGCUCUUCUUCAUGCAGUCAGAAUGCAGAAUUGCCAACAUUCAUAUUAACCAAAGAUUCCACUCAGAAUCUUUUGACAGCCAAAACCAAGUUAGAGAAAAUCCCUAGGCCAAAAACAGUACCUUCAGGAUGGAGAAAUAGAAUAGUAGAUGUUCUAUUGCCAGAUCUUACCCAAACCUCACAUUCUACUUUUCCUGUGCAACAAGAGCAAAACCCAUCUAAAAAAUAAACUGCUACUAGAUUUGUCAUUGACCACGACUGAAAACAUUACACUACACAUAGUUGCUGUCAGUAAUUAUUAAUAAAACUUUUCCUACCAUAUUUUCUUCAACACUUUUGAGUAAUAAUGUGGGAAUAAAAGAUUUUGGUUUCAUCAUGGCAUAUUGAGAUUUCAUUGUUCUUUUGAAGUUACAUAUUGUCAUUGUACAGGUAUGACCACAAUUGAGAUCAAAAUUUAUUAAAAGAGAAAUUUAAGUGAGUUUUGCCCCAUUUUACAACUUUUCUCACCACAAUUGUUAAAUGAAUCACUUUAGUUCUUAAAUUAGUAGCACGGUUAUUAAGCGAAUCUACCAUAGUUUCCUCAUUGACAUUUCUUGUCAGAAGAUUACAAAAGCGAUAUGACUCCGGGACACUGCAACAGUCAUAAAUGUGAGUCAAUUGAUAAGCAUCUGAAUGUAAAUAACGUGACCAUGGGGAUUCUGCAAUGGUCGUAAGUGUGAAAAAUUGUCAUUAGUGCUGUUGUAACUUCAAACAGUCACUAAAUGAAUUGUUGUAAGUUGAAGACUACUUGUAUAUAAUGCUCAUGCAUUGCGUAAAGCUGUAGUUUGAUAUUUCUUAAACAAAUGAUCUCUUGGGUCCCCUAAACAAUGCCUUAUAAAAAUAUGUAGCAAAUGUUACAUGCUGUCAAUGUAACAUUUAUUAGGUUGUUUAUGUAGUCUAGCUCUAAGUAACUUACUUAGACAAAAAAGCAUUUUAAUAAAUGAUUUAUUAUUUUGGUAUUACGGUUGCAAAUAAUUUGCAUUUCUUCCAAUGACAACAUCACAUAUGCAGUACAUAAUAUCUGUAACAUUCCAUUCCCUAUGCAGUACAUUUGCAUAUGAGAGUUCUAAGAACAAUCCAGUUAAGUCACAAUUUACUAUCUAAAGAAUUAAGGUCCACGUGAUCAGUUAUUUUAUACAGGCAAUUGCUUAAAAAACAAACAAUAUGCUAAAUUUCAAACAGCAAAGUGAUAAAAAUCUAUUCAUACUAAUUCAAAAGUAAUAGCAUUAAACCGAAAACAAAGUUUUAUCUAUCUAAAUCUAGAAGGUAAAGAAUUUCAUAUGUGAAUAACCGGGAAGCCCCUUAAUGUGUCCACUGUAGUUUGGUAGAUUACAAAUGAAGCUGGUUUAGAAAAUCAAAUCAUCUGCCACUGCAUGUAAUUGUUAGAAAUGCCCUAGUAACUAAACAUACAGCUUUAUGCCACCUAAAUAGAAAAUAUAGAUUUCCUGAAAGGUAAAUAUUAACACCUGAAUUUUCUAAAAUCAUUGGAAAAUAGCAAUUGCUGACACUAAGGGGCAGAGAUAUUGAUUAAAAUUUCUUUCCCUGACAUGAGGACAACAUUAAGAAAAUUUAAGGCACUUGAAAGAGGGUUCACUGUAUUUAGGAAUACAUGUUUUAAUGUCUUUGAAAGGUAUUCUUGGCUCAGUAACAAAAUCAUCUCACAUUUUGAUUCUGGAAGUGCAUACAGCACUGUCAGUUUUGAAACAUUUUCCCCUUUAAAUUUACAAGAUAAAUAUUAACAUUCAAGAAUAAG
Thamnophis elegans (Western terrestrial garter snake) is the source of this 4278-nucleotide messenger RNA. Its product is annotated as coiled-coil domain-containing protein 162-like. Lineage: Eukaryota; Metazoa; Chordata; Lepidosauria; Squamata; Natricidae. Bases 1 to 2715 code for a protein of 904 amino acids. The record is from RefSeq and is a predicted model, not a curated record. The transcript has 21 exons.